AGCGCCCCGACGGGCGGGGAAAAGGGCCGGGAAGUCGCCGCCACCCCGCCAUCCUCCUCGUGUCCCUCGACGGAGGGACCUUCCCGGGAGCCGCCUUAAGCGGUGCAGGGAAAGGAAACUGACUGAGUGCCUGGUGCCAAGUCAGAGGGCAGACCCCCACCUCUCCGGAGGGGCCCCAGAUUUUUCCGACAGGGCCUCUUCCCCAGCCCUGCCUGGAAAUGAUUGAACCUCCUGCGUGAAAAGCAUUCGGUCUACCCCUGAACUAUGACUCUUACCCCAAAAAGUAAGCAAAGAUUCUCGUCCUCAUUAUUCUGAGUAAAGGGUUGAAGCAAUGGGAACAUAAAACGCUGCCUUGUAGCAAGUCAGUCCUUUGUCUAAUGACUGGCAGUGGGGGGUGGCAGGCAGGGGUCUCCCCCCUGGCCCUCCCUGGAGAUGCUGCCAUUGGGGGUUUAGCCCCAGGCCUCCUGCAAGCAGAGAGAGAGAUGCUCUGCAGCUGAACCGUGGUGGCCCCUGCCCUCUUCCUCCGCUGCUGACAAAAACAGGAUGCUGCACUAAAUGAGGCGACUUCCUUCUCCCCCCCCCCCCCCGCCUUCUGAUUAUCCCAUCCAUGGUGCUUCAUCCAUGGCUCCUGAUUCACACAUGCACUUGUGAACCCUCUCAGCCUUCUUUCUAUAUUUUAUUUAGCUCGUAAAGUCUGUACAAUGCUCAAUUGUGAAAGAAAAGCUCAAAGCAGUUCACAAGAAAAUGAUAAAAUGAUCAAUAAGGGGGAAACCCCCAAAAAACAAUAAUUUAAAACUUUUGGAAAGUUAAAGCAGCCAUAGACUAAAAAACAGAUGAACCCCCGCAUCAGUGGUCUAAGCACCUUGAGUUCCCAGAUGCCACAUUCUGACACAAUUUGUUUACUUGUUUGUUUGUUUUGUAUGACACCCUGAUUAGGUAGAAAUACCCACAAUCCACAAAUGAAGUUUUGAAAUAAAUGAUUGUCAAUACAAGGAAGAGAGCCAGGGGUCUUAACUGCACAGCAAAUUUGUGCCAGGGGUCUUGUUUUGUUUUGCAGGAGAAGAGUCCUACUGUGGAGACUGUUCCAAAGUGGGAGGGUGGCACAGAAGACCAGCCCCCAGUGGGACACCUGUCCAGCCGUCCAGUUGCUGUGAGACUCCUGAGAGUCUCCGUGCCAGUGAGACAUGUCCGCCCCUCAGAUCCUGGUCACUGUCUGCGAUGAUGGGGCACCGCCCGAGUUGGACCAAGAUGCCACAGACGAUGGAGGUGGCAGUGGCCCGAGGGUUUCCAGCCCAGAGGUGCUGGAGCCCCUGGAGAAGGAGUGGCUGCAGGCGGCAGCCGGGGGCCACGUGGCCACCCUCAGCCACCUGCUCCAGCAGGAUCCCACCCUCGCCUCCAAGAAGGAUUUCACCUCGGGGGUAAGUCUAGACCCAAGUGGGUCAGAUUGCCUUGGCGUAGCUCUGGGGGGUCCCUGGGGGGGGGUCCCUUCUGCCUCAGGCUACUCUUCUGAUGCUGCCCAUUGCGACUGGGAGUGUGAAGCAAGCCUCCACCUUUCCUGCCCCUGGGGGGUUCAAUGGGUGGGCAGAAGAAGGGCUCCCUUGCUCUUGCUUGGUGGGGGGAGGAAGAGAGGAAGGCUCCCCCCUGGUGACCCCACUGCACUCUCCCCCCAGACAGCCCUCCACUGGGCAGCAAAGCACGGCCAGGAGGAGCUGGUGACCCUCCUCCUGGGGGCCGGGGCCGACGUCAACAUGCGAGCGGGCUACACCCCACUGCACAUUGCAGCUCUACACGGCCACCGACGGCUGAUGGAGUUGCUUAUCUGGACCCACGGUGCCAACCAGGACAUCCGUGAUUACAGCGGUCGCCUGGCCAAGCACUACCUCUGCGUGGAGACCCCGGAGGGAGCCCCCACCCCACGCCAGCUGAGCCCGAUGCGGGGGGAGCGGAGCAGGAACCGGAAGCUGGCCUGCCUCCUCCUGCCCAGGAGCAGCCACCUAGCCCAGCGGAGAUGGGGCUCGGCCAACGACUUGGCAGAAGAGGAGGAAGAGGAGCCCCAGGAGACCCCCCAACGCCUGGCACCCCCAGGCAGCUACCGGGCCGUGCGCAAGUUCUCUCGCUAGACAGACAGACAGACAGACAGAAAGACAGAAAGAAAGAGGCCCCAGGACUCGACCAACCUCUCUCUGAGGGAGAGGCAGUGGUGGUGCAGUGGUUAGAGCAUUGGACCAGGACCUGGGAGAGACCAGGGUUCCGGUCAUUCCACUUGGCCAUGAAGCUCCCAGAGUGACAUUGGGGCCCAGUCACUGCCUCUCAGCCAAGCCUACCUCACAGGGAGAAUGAGGCCAGGCACCUUGAGCUCUGUGCAGAAAAUGUUGGGCUAUAAAUGGAGCAAAUGUUUUGAAUAACUUUUUAUAUACAUUACAGCUGACAGGUGAAGAAUCAGAAGCACUGGCGGAAGGGCCAGUGCUCUCUUUUCUUCUUCCUUUGUAUUUGUUUUUAUUUAAUCAGUUUUUUACCUUUUGCAUUCUAAAAAGAUAUUUUAUCGUUGGUAUUAA
Messenger RNA from Zootoca vivipara (common lizard), 2555 nucleotides. The record is from RefSeq and is a predicted model, not a curated record. Lineage: Eukaryota; Metazoa; Chordata; Lepidosauria; Squamata; Lacertidae.